This is a messenger RNA of Mycena citricolor, 1830 nucleotides long. The record is from the annotation of a GenBank genome assembly. NCBI's taxonomy places the organism in Eukaryota, Fungi, Basidiomycota, Agaricomycetes, Agaricales, Mycenaceae.
AUGAACACACACGCAGAUAUGGACCGGGAUAAGCUAUACGGGAAAGGACCUUUUGAUUGGACUCGAGCGACACCGGGUGAAGCAAGAAAGUUUCUUAUAGCAAAAGGUUUCUUCACGGAGGAAGUCCCGGAGUCCCCGGGACCGGAAGACCUGGCCCUGGCCUUAUUGAGAACGGCUAACGACCAAACACUACCAGCGCUCGCGGCGGACGCUAUCAAGGUAACAGCGUACCUCAUAGAAAAGCUAAAUGCACAUGCGCAGGAAAACGUCGCAAACGACAUAAGCGACAUUCGAGACAUGGUCAGGAACAACGCCGAGCGGGAACGCACGGACGCGACCGAACUGCGGGACGCUGCCAGCACUCUAGCAACCACGGUGGAGAAGGUAUACUCCGAGCUCCAGGAUAUCACUGAUAGAUUAGGGUCACAAGUUGAAACGCUGGAGACAAAGGUCGCAAAGCUCUCGGCAACCACGAACGAAAUCACAAAGGGGACGACAAACCCAAGCACACCCACAACGGUAGGACGUCCGUACACCACACACUCACAGGCUACGUAUGCCGACACGCUACGACGGGAAGCGGAACCCGUCCCCACAAAGCUACGAGCGGACAUGGCAAUGGCCAGGGCACGAGAUAAUCAAGUAACCCUACGCAACGAGACGCCCACGGAACCAGCAGUGUGGGCCGAACUCACGGAGAAAGAGGCCCUCACAAAAGUUAAGUACGCCAUUGAGAAAGCGGUACAGCUAACAGAAGAGGAAGGUGCCAUACACGGAGACCCACCAAUAGCUGCCGGCGUAACAAAAACACGAUCAGGAGCUCUAGUAAUACACAUGGCUAGCGUGCACCACGCCACCUGGCUACGCGAGGUGGAGACAAUGACCAGGUUCCUGGAGGCAUUUGGAGGUACGGUGAAGCAUGCGGAGAGACUGCACAUGGUAAUAGUACAAUUCGUCCCGGUUUCCUUCGACCCGGAAAGCACAGACCACACACGCUUCAUCGAAAGCAACAACAACCUGCCUCCUGGCGCACUCGGACACGCUCGAUACGUGAAACCCCGCAAUCGACAUGACCCGAACCAACGCUUUGCACACGUAAUCUUGGGGCUACGCACCCGACAACAGGCAAACCGGAUAUUACAACACGGAAUAUGUAUCGAAGGUAAAAAAGUCUACGGAAGAAAGCUGCUGAACGAGCCUAUCAGAUGCAUGAAGUGUCAACUCUAUAACGCAGGCCACAUUGCAAGGAACUGCCCUCUAGAGGCAGACAUAUGUGCGAGGUGCGCCGGAAGCCACCGAACCAGCGAAUGCAACAAGGAAGACGACGAAAGACAGUGCGCUAACUGCAAGAAUAAGGGUCUACCGCACACUGGACACGGAGCCGCAGACCGCAACUGCCCAAUUUUCACUAACCACCUACAGGCAUCGCUCCAGCGCAAUCCGGACGCGAAAUACCAAUACUACCCCAUCGAAGAUGACCCGACUACAUGGACGCUCACUCACGAGGCACAAACUGACCCAAUGCAAGGAAAUGGCCCACCAAAAAGGCAAGACCCAACGCGCUUCCGGCAGGGCCUCCCCACACAAGCCGCAGCUUUCGCCGCCACAAACAUGACAAGAGGUGCACAAUGGGAGGGGAGCACGCAGCGCGCAACCACCCAGCCACCCCUGCCACUACGACAGGGCACCCUAUCUUUUGCCAAUCACCGAACCGGCACUAGUAACAUAUCAAUGAGCUGGGCAAACGAGAUGGACCGCGAAGACCAGCUGAACACACCCACAGGAAACGACGCAAGCCCCCAAGCACCAACACGACCAUGGACGGAAUGA